This is a messenger RNA of Physella acuta, 612 nucleotides long. Its product is annotated as tyrosyl-DNA phosphodiesterase 2-like. The record is from RefSeq and is a predicted model, not a curated record. Gene Ontology annotation, biological process: double-strand break repair. Gene Ontology annotation, molecular function: single-stranded DNA binding; 5'-tyrosyl-DNA phosphodiesterase activity. Lineage: Eukaryota; Metazoa; Mollusca; Gastropoda; Physidae. Gene Ontology annotation, cellular component: PML body; cytoplasm.
AUGGAUACUGUUGAGGUCCAUUCUUCUGGUGUGAUUUUAUAUCCCGGAUCACGCAUGAGGAGAAAUCUUCUCUACCUUAAGGGUAGAGUUCGAGGUGUACUAAUGACAUUAAUGACAAGCCACCUAGAGAGCUCGGCUCAAAAUUAUAUAGAACGAGGAAAACAACUAGCAAAAGUCUACAAAGAGAUGGCUGAAGUGGAGCCUGAUCAGACUGUCUUGUUUGGAGGGGACCUAAAUGUUCAUGAUUGGGAGAUGGGAGGUGGAACACCCAUCCCCCCUGGAGUCCUUGAUCUCUGGGAGGUCACUGGCCGCAGACCGGAAACACGAUUCACCUGGGACCUAACGAUCAACGAUAACAUGCAGUAUCCAGAAGGCAACCAGCCCCGUAAACGGUUUGACCGGAUGUACAUCAGACACAGCUCCACCCCGGCCGUAGAGCCGUUGAAUUUCCGGUUUAUCGGCACCGACCGGCUGCCAUCUUGUCAGAGAUUUAUCAGUGACCACUGGGGUCUGUUGGCCAGCUUUAGAGUUAAACAACACGGAUCAGCCUGCUCAAAGAGUUAAUGUAAUUCCUGUUCUUGCAUCCAGUCUUUGGUAAUUUGAUAGACUUCA